AUGGCCUCACAGCCAGCUGGAGGCCAACGCCAGCAUGGGAACCAUACUAAUGGUCUCAUUCGAAAAGACCGCGAGGGUCCAGGCGUGGACAAAUCCAGCCGUCGGCCUACACUUGCUGCGGACGACGCGGACGCUGCAAACAUACUGCAGGCGUGGGACAGGGCAAGGGCAGCCCAGGAUGCCGGACUGCAGCGCUGUGUACAUACUGACUCUGGGGUAGGGCCGGAAGUCAGCAGAGCAGCAGCAGGUAGCCCAGGUGUCGAGGCGCGAAGCUCUGAUGCUUCGCCCCGGGAUUGGGUCCAGCGAGCUAAGCAGCGGCGGAACAGCUACAGCGUUCCCCAGACCAAAGGUAUACCAGACCUCCUCCUACCGGGGCCGGUCGCUUCCGUCAGCCAGCAGGGUACACCGGUGUUACUGCCGUCGGACGCUCCGCCACCGCAGCCAUACCGGCGAUUACCACCGCGGCGCGCAACACUUGAUGAUCUGAAGGCGGACCUCUCCCAGGCCAUCAGCAACAGCGGCGCCGCCGCUUCUUCUGCAGCGGCGCCACAGCCCACGACGCCAUGGGCGAGCGUAGCGAUCCUGGGGCAACAUGCGGCGUUGCCGGGGGGAAGCCAAGCGCCUGCCUCUCCUAAGCCGCCGUCUUUAUCGGGUAGAGAUGGAACGCCGACGAGCAGCAGCGGUCAGCAUGCGCUGGCAGCCACCGGUGCAGGGGACGCUGGAGGCACGGUAGAUGCUGGUAUUCGGCGCAAAAUCAUCAAGAUGAUUUCGAUUCAGCGUACGAAGCAACGGUCGAUGGCGGGGAACGCAAAGCCCGGGGCGCAGGUCAUUCAGCUCCCGGAAAUUCAGGGCCCAGCCACGGUGACGAUUGGGGAUACGGACGAGGAGUUGGAGCCCGCUGCAGGCGGCUCUGUGGAGGCACCGGGGUCAACGGGACAGGGCUCCGCAGCGGCAGUGGUAUCGGCGCAAGCAACGUCGCGGCCGGUUCCGCAUGACUCGGAUGACGAGGACGUCGAGGAUGUGCGGCCAAGCGGGCCCCCGGCGGGCGUUUGGAACAUGGGCAGCAACGUGGUGGGCCCGAGCACCAGCGAGUUGCGCAUGAUGGGCGCCGCAAGUAGUGUCUCGUUUAAGAAGAACACUAUGAAGCAGGGUGUGCUACGGCCGCUGUCGACGCUGCCGCCAUUCGUUCCGAGGCUAUUCAUCGAGGACAUCACGCUCAACCACGAAAAGUACCGGGGGUUUGAUGCAGCUGGACGCGACCUCACCGCUGCGUCCAAGACGCUCCAGCCCUCCAUCAUCGAGCUGCAGGCGAGUCCACCCAUAGCGUCCAGCACACCCUCGGUGAUGAUUGCGGACGUGACGGGGUUCACCAAGCUCACAGAAAUCCUCUCCAAGAAAGGCACUUCGGGCGUGGAGCUUCUGACAACCUGCAUGAACAACUACUUCACCCGUGCGAUCAACAUGAUCAUGGCGUUUGAGGGCGACGUUGUCAAGUUUGCCGGCGACUCGAUGAUCGUGCUCUUUUACCCCAACGAACACGAGCGGCGCCACGCCGACAAGGGCCUCCGCGCGAGUACUCUGCGCAUGAUGUCCUGCGCGCACCAGCUCGCCACCAAGCUAGGGCACAUGCGCAUGAAGAUGAACGGCCAAGCGGCUCCACCGCCUCUGGCGGCGACGUCAGCGCUCAUGUCCGCGCCCCUGCCGUCGAUGCUCCUUCCCGGCGUCAGCAACGCCGUGCCGUCGGCGGAGAUGGAGGGGGCUGCGGAGGGGAUGGCGUCUGAUGGGCCUGCUCGGAAUUACAGCGGGCCGUUCAUCACUGUCGGGUCGCGGCGCAUCGUACACGGCGACUCGCCGCGCAGCAGCGCUACGAACCAGGCACUGCCGCCGACGCCUGGCGGAGGCGGCACUGGUGAGGAGGGGAGCUCUGCCGCGACGGACGCAGUGUCGCGGGUGCUGGAUGGGCCGGACUUGGCGUUGGGCGGCAGCGGCAGCGCAAGCGGCGGCGGUGGUGGUGCCGGCGGCAAUGGUAGUUUGCCACGGAAGCGCGGCAAGAGCUGGAACUUAAUGGCGAACAUCCUGAAAAUGAGGACGGCGUUGCCGCGGCGCAGCGACGCCUAUGGGGGAGCAGGAUCCACGCCUUCGGCUGCAGCGUCCUCCAGUGGCCCCUCCCGGGCGUCUUUUGAGAAGAACGAGGCGAAAGCCGCAGCUCGGCUCACGGCACGCGAGCGCGCGAAAACAGAGACCGGCUUGGGUCUGGCGCUGCGCGGCGGAGGCGGCCUGGGCGGUAGCGGCGGCGCCGCUGCCGACGGCGGAGGCGCCAGCGGCGGGGCCGGACUGUGGGCCGGCGGCGAAGGCGUCCCUCGCGCGAGCUUGUCGACUUCGCCACUUACUACCAUGGGCAGUGGCGGUGGCGCAGCCAUUGCCGCUGCUGCUGGCGGCGCAUCACCCAACGCGACGCUGGCGUCCGGGGUGUACCCUGGUAGCGGCAGUGCUCUUGCCAACCUAGCGAACAGCCCGUUGACACCCGCGUCCGGAUCUCCCCGGAGCUUCACAGAGCAGGCUGCCGCCAGUGGCGGCUCUUUCCGGCGAGCGCCGCUGGGUGGCCGCAGCGAGCGACGCAUCGCCGGCGGCCCCGCGGGGCUGGUGGUGGGAGCCGGCACGGGCGACUGGCGGUCCAAGCUCCAGAACCUGAGCACUGCCAUUGUGAACGCACCUGGCGGCACGGCGCGCAGUCGGCUGAGCGAGAGCGCCCGGGCGGUGCGGUGGGACACAGUCCAGGAGGAGGAUGCCUUGGCCGAGGACGCUGCAGGCGUGGUGGGCAGUGGGUCCGGGGAUGAGGACGCGGAGGAGGAGGAGGAGGAAGAGGAGGACGCGAGCUACCCGCCCAUACAGGCUGACUCCCAAGGUGGUUCCGGCUCGUCCAGUCCACAGCGCGCGCACAGUCUUAUUAACGCCCGCGGAAGCGGACAGAGCAGCGGCGGCGGCGCCGAAGGCGCCGCCGCCGCCGUCGGAGGCGGCAGCGGCUCCGGCGGCGGUGGCAGCGGAUCCGCUGGGCCGCUGCCUGUGGCUCAGCCAUCGGAUCGGGUGUAUUCCCCUGUGGGCAGCCAGAGCUCUGGAGUGGCUGGUCGGAGCGUGCAUGCGGUGGAUUUGCGGCGGAAGCUGCUGCUGCGGGCGAGCCAGUCGGACAGGGAUGACAUGCACUUGCGGCGCGGAGGAGGGUCGCAGCGAGAUGACGCGUUGUCGACCGGGCCGGGGCCGGUGGCCGAGGCUUCAACCGACUCUACGGGUGCUACGUCAGUGGAAUCCAUGCCAACCUCGUACGAUGGCCCCUUGCUGAACUACGCCGACUCGGCGGCGGUGGCGACGUCCGAAGGCUCCGUAAGGCCUGUUGGGCCGUCAUGGAGUCCGGGCCCUAGCUCCGGCUUGGGACCAGGACCCGUGGCGGAGGCCUCCGAAGACGUGGGACAUGGACGCAGCCGCGGCUACAGCGACACAGAUGCGAUGAGCUCCCCCCACGGCGGGGCCCCUGCGGAGUCCAAGCAGGCAAGCUUUAUGUCCAAGGUCGUCAACUGGUUCAGCGCCAAUGCGCGGAACCGGGGCGGUUCGUACGUGGACUCCUUUUCGCACAUGGGUCCCCAACCCGGUGCCGGUGGCGGCGGGGGUACCGCCUCCGGCGGCGCCGGAGGCACCGGCGGAACCGGCGACGCCCAGUCGGAUGCGCAUGGCAGCCAGCCACCCAGCGGGCCGGCGUCCGCGUCCAACUCCUUCAACUACACGACGGGACUGGCGGGCAUUGCGCGGGUUGUGCCGCCUCCGAACCUGGGCCCGGGCAAUGGCCCGUUGGGCAAGGCGCCACGCGGCGAUCCCAUCAUGGAGGAGGUGUCCAACUCGCGGCUCAGCCUCAAGGUGAUGACCAGCGCUGGCAGCGUGUGUGUCUUCCACGUGGGUGGUGGAGUGGACGAGGUGACCGACCCGAUGUUGCCGGAGGUGCCCCGCUGGGAGUUCUUCAUCGGGGACCGGCCGCUGGCGCCGCUGCUGGACGCCAACCAGCGCCGACGCUGCAUCAGCCAGGUCGCUGCCAUAGAGGACCAAGCGCGGGCGGGCAGUGUGGUGGCGAGCAUUGAGGUGGUGGAGCUCAUCCAGGGCGAGUGGGAGGUGCUGCCGCUGCCGGACAACGUGUGGAGGGUGGUGGGGCCCGCGCAGCCGGCACCCCAAGCCCAAUUGCGGCUGAGCCACACGAGCAUGCGCACCUCCGCCACUUCUCACACGCCUAACUGGCGCAGCAGCGACGUCGGUGUGGGCACGGGGAUGCUGGUCGGCAGCUCCAUCCUUCCGCAGAUGGCGGAGACGCCCAUCAUGGCGGCUGAGGCGCCGCAAGGGGGGGAGGCGAUGGAGGACCUGGCGACGCUGCAGGCGCUCCGCAUGACCAGCUCCGCUACAAACGGUCAGCCGGGAGGUGUUCCCAGCUCCGUCGGACAGCCCUCCUAUGGCCUGGGGGCCGUGGGUCACCAAUCCCUUGCCGCCUCGCUCAACGGCAGCAGCGAUCGACCUACGAAUGGCAGCGCCGCGGCGGCAGCGCAGCUGCCGCCCCGCCUGCGCCACGAGUUCGUCAACCAGGCGGAGCACGUGCAACGGCGCAUCGCGGGCCUGCUGCGAAUGCACGUGUUGGGCAGUGUGCGGUUUCGGGUGGAGGCGGGUCACCUGGACUUCAUCAACGAGAUUCGGCCUUUGACGUGCAUGUUCCUGGGGUUCCCCAGCUUGCUGCAGCCGCGCGACGACGUAGCCCAUCGCGACCAGGUUCAGUGCGUCCAGUUCGCCUACACCAGCGUCCAAGCCGUCAUGCGGAAGUGGGAUGGCAGCUUUCUGCAGUUUCGAAGCGACGAGAAGGGCUUCGUAGGCAUCUGCGCAUUUGGACUGCCAGGCCACACCCACGAGGACAAUCCCGCACGCGGCAUCCGUGCAGCGUUGGAACUGGCCAGCACCAUUCGGGCUGGGGGGCACACGGUUUCGAUUGGCGUGACGACGGGCGACUUGCUGUGCACAUGCGUGGGUGCGCGGAAGCUUAGGUCAGAGUACACGGUCUUUGGCGACGCGAUCAAUUUGUCGGCACGGCUGAUGGUCAAGUGCAAGAAGGACCCGUCCAUGGGGGAGAUCUUGUGCGAUGAGCCCACGUACCUUCGCGCCAAGUACCAGGCGUCCUUCUUGGAGCUCGAGAGGCUGCCCGUCAAGGGAAAGGCACAGCCGGUGCUCGUAUACAGAGUGGAUGCGCACGACGCCGACGCGGAGGCCCAGGCGGCGCAGCAGCGGCGUGAGGCGGCGGAGGUGAGCAGCGGCGAGCGGCCGCUCAUCGGCCGCGAUGCGGAGAUGACGUUGACGCUCAACCAGGCGGCGAGCAUGAUCAGCGGACUUUCACAUGGCGGCAUCAUCAUCAUUGAAGGCAACACGGGCAUGGGCAAGACGAAGCUGCUUAUGGAGAUCCGCAAAAGCUUAGAGCGCAUCAACACUGACACCUCCAUCAGCUCCCGACCCGCCUUCCACAUGGUAUUCGGCAUGGCUGACACCGCCAACAAGUCGCAGAAGCUACACCCCUGGCGCCGGGUCUUUCAGGAGCUGUUUGCUCUGGAUCUGAAGCUGAAAAACUUGGGCACAGUCAGCGUCACCUCCACUUCGGGGACUUCGUCGCAGCAGGGCCAGCGACGGACGGGCGGUAGCGGAGCGGGGCCACCGAACAGCCAGGGCGGUGUGGCUUGCACACAGGGCCGCCGGAGGGGCACGGAGGACGGGCCGGGCUAUGCGGUCUUCACGGGGCUGGGCGAGCGGCUCAGCAGGGUGCCGAACUAUGACACGGAGUGGCGGCAGCACCUGGCUGAGCUGCUCGACCUGCCUCUGGCCUCCAUUCCGUUGGGGAGCUUGGAAGCGGAGCAGGCGCAGUACGCACAACAUGACAGGGUGGCGGGCAGCCAGGGGCAAGGUCACGAGCAGGCUGCUCAAAGCGAGGGGGCUGAGCAGAAUAUCAGCGGCAGCGGUGCUGGUGCUGGUGGUGGUGGUGGUGGUGGUGGCAGCGGCAGCGGCGGGUCUGGCGCCAACGGCGUGGCUGCCGGGGUGCCGGCUUUGGCGAUGGGGCCGGAGGGGCGGGAGCUGAUGUUGCCGCCGUCUGUCGCGGGUGGCAGCAACAACGCCAAUGCCAAUCCUGCAGCGGGCAGCAGUAUGCUUCGCUCUCCGGCACCGUGGCGUGCACCCAGCAUGCGACACGCCAGUAUGACCAUGGCGGGCACUCCGCCUGUGCUGCUGGAUGCGCACACGCACGCCAGCACCAUCAAUAUUGGCUCCGCCGCGGCUGCAGCUGCGGCGGCGGCCAUUGGCGGCGGUGGCGGUGGCGGGGGUGGCGCUAGCGACACGCCGUCGCCUCAACCUCACGGCCAGGCACAGGCCCCGCACAACAGCCAAGUGGGGGCACCCAUCCGCAAGAACAGCCUCAACUUCUUGGUGCAUGUCAUGCAGGAGUUCAUUUCUCUGUACGGUCCCACCCUGACUUUGUUGGAGAACCUUCACGACUUUGACACGUGGUCCUGGCAGCUGCUGGUGAAGGCGGCGGAGCUCAUACCCGCGGAUUGCAUGAUCCUGGCCACCACACGACCCAACGACCUGCCGGCGGUGGGAUCCAGCCAUCACCUCCAUGGCAAGGCAGCGCUGUACCAGAAGGUGGCCAUGAUGUACCGCCACCUACUCAAGCUGCCUGCAGCCACACGGAUUGUGUUGGAGCCCUUCAACUUUGCACAGACCAGGAGCCUCAUGCAGGUUGUGGCUGAUGUGAGCUACCCCGACCAGUACGUGCUGGCGGUGAUGGAGAAAACGGGCGGCAUGCCGCUGUACAUUGAAAAGGUCACGGAGUUUCUGUGCCAGAGCCAGAAACCCUGGCUGCCUGACCAAGGGGGGGAAUUCUCAGCCAACGUGAAUAAGAUGAUCCGAAACCUCAACUUUCAACAGGUCAUUAUCGAACGCAUGGACCGCCUCAAGCCCGGCAUUCACCUCACGCUCAAGGUGGCCUCCGUGAUGGGGCAGUGGGUUGACCUGGACAUCCUGCACAAGUUCUAUCCGAUCAACAAGAGCAAGGAGGAGCUGCGGGCGCACCUGCAGGAGCUGGAAAGAGGUAACUUCCUCAAGGCAACGGACGCGGAGGGCGUGUGGGAGUUCAACAUGGUCGAGCGGGACAUUGUAUACGAGGUCAUUCCCCACUACCAGCGCCGCCGGCUGCACGCCAAACUAGCACAGGAGCUUGAGAAGUCUCUGGAGGAGCAGCACGUGGCCACUCUCACCACCAUCGCCUAUCAUUGGAACCAGGCCUGCAUGGGGCACGAGGUGGCGGAGGUGGAGUGCUCGCUGAAGGCCAUUGAGUUCUGGCACCGCGCUGCGGAGGCGGCCUACUCAGGCAGCAGUCUCAUGGAAGCGCUCAAGCUCUACCAGAAGGCGGCCCAGAUCGCAGAGGUGCUGGCGGAGAGUAUGGGCGGCAGCAUCACGGGGACACACCACCAUCACCACUUGCUCACCAAGGGGCAUGGUGACCGUCACGGCGACGGGGGGCUGUCAGGUCCCGGCACUGGUGGCCGCGACGGCAACAGCCUAGAUGGGCGCAUUGACGCCACCGACCAGUCCUUCACUGCGGUGGGCUCGGCCUUCCGCGGGCAGCUCAACUGGUCCCUCAUCAGCCGACUCAGUCGGAGCCAGUGGGAGAAGUCCAUGGCCUCGUGCUGCCUAGGCAUUGUCCUGCAGCACCGCUACGAGUUCAACACGCAGCUAGAGUACUGGGACACGGAGGACUACUUCCGCCUGCUCACUGAACACGCCAUCCGCGGUCUGAUGUUGCUGGGGGCACCGCACCCCAAUGAACUGUUGAAUGAGAAGGGCAGCGGAGCCAGCGGCGCUGCGCAGCACGGGUGGCACUCGGGGCUGGUGCUGCAAGACAGCGAGGUUCAGGAGAUCCGGGACAUAUUGCUGGUGCUCAUUAUUGCAGCAGAGCACUACAGCCUUCAGCACGACGGCGGGGAGUACACGCGGCUGCUUACGUUCUGCAAGCGGGUCUGCAAAUAUUUCAACAAGUGCAGCGACUCGGGCACGGAUCCCUUUCUGGACAUCCGAAGCGCCUGCUCCACCCGCAUCAAGAACUACAAGGCCAGUCGGGCCCUGCAGACGACACUGGACUUUGGCGUCAGCCAGGAGCCAGCGUUGGAGGCGGCAGCGGCUCGAAAUGCCGCGGUGGGGCAACCUCUGAUGAUGCAAUUGCACGUGCUGCGUAUGCGGCGAGCGAGGAGAUCAGCCGGUUAG
Molecule: messenger RNA, 8322 nt
Organism: Volvox carteri f. nagariensis
Lineage: Eukaryota; Viridiplantae; Chlorophyta; Chlorophyceae; Chlamydomonadales; Volvocaceae
Exons: 39
Coding region: 1-8322 (2773 amino acids)
Biological process (GO): intracellular signal transduction; cyclic nucleotide biosynthetic process
Source: RefSeq, a predicted model, not a curated record